AUUUUGAAACAGCUCUUCCUAGUAUUACAAAAGAAGACAUUUUGAAUGAUAUCAGUGCUGCAGAGACCAAAAUAACCGAGUGGAAGAGCCAUAUUGUGAGAUGCAUCAAUCAAGAUUAUGCCAGAAUUCACCAACUUCAAGAACUGCAAUUUGGAGAUGUUCUGCUGAUCAUGGACUGGGCUAUGAAGUUCCUUCCAAUAGCUUUUAGAGAAAAACAAAGUGACUGGUAUGGCCAGAAAGGUGUUAACUGGCAUGUCAUAGUAUGCAUCUUUAAAGAUGAAACUUUGAAUCUAAAGCACAGAACAUUUGUUCACUUGAUUGAUAGUAUAAAGCAGGACUGGAUUGCUGUAGCUUCCAUACUUGAAAGUACUUUGACCGAAAUUAAGGAGCAGCUGCCUGAUGUCAGACGUGCAGUACUGCGUAGUGAUAAUGCAGGCUGCUAUCACUGAGGAAACUUGUGGUUGGCCAUCCCUGGGAUAAGCAGACGCACAGGAAUUCGUGUGACCAGGUAUGACUAUAGUGAGGCGCAAAAUGGGAAAUCGUACUGCGACGCAAAGAUUGCACACAUGAGGGGAAAGCUACGAAAAGUGGCAGCAACAGGGCUCAGUAUCAUCACAGCUGCAGAUAUGAAAGAUGCUAUUGAUAAAGAUGGAGGAAUCCUUGGCUGUCAAGCUGCCCAUGUUGAAUUGUCUUCUCAAUUGGGAUUGUCAAUUCCAAAAAACCCAAUAAAAGGGGUUUCAAAAAUAUCAAAUAUCACAUUCGGCCAUGACAAUGAACUGAAGACAUGGAGAGCUUACAAUAUUGGGGAAGGCAAAGAGUUGGUGACUGAAGUUGAAAAUACACCUCUCCUGAAACUUGAUGUAAAGACAGCCUUCAAACUUCCUUGGUCUGGUGUUGAAGGGUCCAUCAAAGAACCUCACCAAGACAGCCACUCUGGUGAUGACCAGCUCAUAAGUUGUCCGGAAACUGGUUGCACAAGCAGUUUCAACAGCUACUCUGAUAUGCAGAACCACUGUUUAUUAGGUAGCCACCAAUUACAUCUCCAGAGGUCUUCUACAUAUGAUAUGAUAAAAAUUCGUUGGAAAGAUGCUUGUGUGAACCUUACGGAGAACUUUCUUAAGGACAGGGAAGAAGCAGACUGCAGGCAUGGAGAAUCAAAGUCAAACAUGGGCUGGGCCUUGAAGAAGGACAAAAAGACUGUUCGUUUUUCAGAGGAAGUGAAGCAUUAUCUUCAGGAUAUAUUUGAUCAAGGGGAAAGAUCUGGAAACAAGGUUCAUCCAUCAGUUGUGGCUCAAAACAUGAGGGUUGCGGUAAAGGAAGAUGGAAGCAAAAGAUUCAAGCCCCAUCAGUAUCCUGCACUUGGACAGAUUUCUUCUUAUUUUUCAAGACUUGCAGUCAUCAGAAAGUCCUUAGUAAAUUCCACAGAAUUCAAUGAUGAAGAUCUUGAAUCUGUUCUUUUGGAAAUAAGAAAGGCUGAAGCUUCUGCCAAGUUGUUAGAUUGAAAGUGAUAUCUGUUAUGCACAUAUAUGUACAUGUAGUAAUCACUAGGUUAUUGUGUUACAUGCCUAGCCCUCUAUCAAAACUGUGAAAUUCAUAACCCCCUCUUAUUGGCCCAAUUAGGUUUGACAGAGUUGGAGGUACAUGUAUAUUUAUGAAACGUUCCUCAUUUUUUAUAAUAUUGUAAUGUUGUUCCUUUCAAUUUCCAAAUUAUUUUUUGUGCAAGUGUCAUGUGCGGUUAUGGGCCGCUUCACAUGUAAACUCUUUUUUCUUCUUCAUUAUUUACAUAUUUUCAAGUUAUAA
This is a messenger RNA of Saccostrea echinata, 1800 nucleotides long. RefSeq lists its product as uncharacterized. The transcript has 5 exons. Lineage: Eukaryota; Metazoa; Mollusca; Bivalvia; Ostreida; Ostreidae. The record is from RefSeq and is a predicted model, not a curated record. The coding region runs from base 567 to 1502 and encodes 311 amino acids.